This is a messenger RNA of Trichoderma citrinoviride, 639 nucleotides long. Its product is annotated as thioredoxin-like protein. The transcript has 2 exons. Gene Ontology annotation, molecular function: oxidoreductase activity. NCBI's taxonomy places the organism in Eukaryota, Fungi, Ascomycota, Sordariomycetes, Hypocreales, Hypocreaceae. The coding region runs from base 1 to 639 and encodes 212 amino acids. The record is from RefSeq and is a predicted model, not a curated record.
AUGUAUGAAUCGCAAGUUACUUUCACGCUGGACACACAAGCCCUCUCAAACUUCCGCUCCUCAUCUCCCCAGUCCUCCUCCAUCUCAUACACCCUCCACUUCGCCCCCUACCAGCUCAACCCAGACUUCCCCCCCGAAGCAGACCGGCACAAGUGGUAUCUCGAGAACAAGCACUUUGGAGAUGACGCCGCCCAGCGCGCCUUCCAGGAGCACAUGGCCAGCGUCGCCGAGCCAUUAGGCAUCGCCCUCCGCUUCGACGGCCGCAAGGGGAACACUCUCCACGCGCAUCGCGUAGUGCAGUAUUUCCAGGACGCAAAGGGUGCUGAAACGGCGAGCAAGCUGCUCGAUGCGCUGUACGUACGGUACUUUGAGAAGGGGGAGCAUCCCUCCACGGACGAGACCUUGGUGGGAGCAUGUGUGGAAGCAGGGAUCCCGGGCGAAGAAGCGAGAAGGGUGGUGGAGGACAAGGAUCUGGGACUGGCGGAGGUGAAGAGGAGGCUGAGGGAGGUCAGUCGCGACGUUGAUGCCGUGCCGGUGGUGGUGGUUGAAGGGAGGAAGAGGGAUAUCACGCUGAUAGGGGCGAAGGAGGUGGGAGAUUAUCUCAAGGCGUUGGAGAAGAUUGCGAGUGAGAGCAGUUGA